CUUCUCUCUCUCUCUCUCUCUCCUACUGGUUUGAUUUGAGGUUUUGGGUUUUGGGUUGGUGUGGUUUGGUUUGGUUAAAGGUGUGUCCUUAAUUCUUCUUCUUUUUCAGUUAUAUAAAUCUUGAAGACUUAUUCUCUCAUUUCAUCUAUUUUUUAGGUAACUUUCACUCAGAUUUUUACUCCCCAAGUCUUUAAGCUGCCAUUAACUGUUUUUCCAGUCUUUUAAGGACUCUCUCUCUCUCUCUCUCUCUACUCAUUCAAAUCCUGUUAAUGGUGAAUCGUGAAAAACGUUUUCAGCAGAAAUGAAUCGAAACGUUUCGUCUCCAAUCAAAUUCACAGAGCACCGAGACGUUACCUUCAAGCUGGUGCCGCCGAAAUCGAAGCAGUUUCCGGUGGAGAUGAGCGCCAAACCGCCGCGAGUUGUUCGGAUUUACGUGACUGAUGGUGAUGCAACCGACUCGUCGAGCGGCGAAGAGGACUUCAAUUUGAAUGUUCGGAGAUGGAGAGUGAAGAAGCAUGUGAGUGAGAUCAGAAUUGAGGAUUGUUGUGAUGAUGAGAAUCGAAGUGGUGGAAGGGUGAACAAGAAGAAGAGGCCGAAUCGGCCGAGGAAGGAGGCCAAUAAGCCGAAGAAUCGAAUUCCGGCGGCGACGGCGGAGGGGAGGAAGUUUCGCGGCGUCCGGCAGCGACCGUGGGGGAAAUGGGCGGCUGAGAUUCGAGAUCCGGUACGGCGAGCUAGGGUUUGGUUAGGGACUUACAACACCGCGGAAGAGGCGGCGAUGGUUUACGACAAGGCGGCUAUUCAAAUCCGCGGCCCAGACGCUCUCACAAACUUCAUCAAACCUCCGGCGAGGGCUCCGCCGCCUCCGGCGAAUUCUCCUCCGCCUCCUCCACCGCCGGAGAUUGAUUUGGCGGCGGUUUCCGGCUACGAUCAUUAGUUAGAUAAAGAGUCUCGUAACGUAUCGUCUCCGACGUCUGUUCUCCGGUUUAGUCCGCCGGAGGAGGCGGAGCCACCGGUGGCAGUGGCGGAGAUUGGGAGUGUUGUGGAUGAUUGUUUGCCGUUGGAUCAAUGUUUCUUGAAUGAUUUCUUCGAUUUUCGGUCUCCAUCGCCGAUGUUGUUCGAGGAAGUGAGAGUGAGUUUGCCGGAGAUUGAUAGUGUUUUGGGGACUGAUUUGUGUGAUAUUUCGUCGGUGAGUUUGAAUUUGGAUGAUGAUUUUAGGUCGAUUUCGUGGAAUGUAGAUGACUUCUUUCAAGAUCCUCUCGUAUUGGUUUGAAUGUUGGGAAGUUUUUUCUUUCUCUUUGCCGAGAAAAUGUGUGGGAAAAUCUUCAGUGGAAAAUUUGAGUACAUAUUUGUUUUUUUCUUCUUUUUAUUUUAUUUUAUUUAGUUCUUGGUAUUUAUCAAAGUGUAAUGAUUUAUCUUCUCUUAUCUGAAUUUGGAAAUGUGUGAUAUUGGAAGUUUUAUGCUAUUUGAAAUUUCGAUAAAAAUGAUUUUUUUGUUAA
Molecule: messenger RNA, 1496 nt
Organism: Camellia sinensis
Lineage: Eukaryota; Viridiplantae; Streptophyta; Magnoliopsida; Ericales; Theaceae
Product: ethylene-responsive transcription factor CRF5-like
Biological process (GO): regulation of DNA-templated transcription
Molecular function (GO): DNA-binding transcription factor activity; DNA binding
Source: RefSeq, a predicted model, not a curated record